AUGGCCGCCGCCUCUCUGAUCACAGCAGCUCCAUUCUUCUGUUCCCAGUCCCAUUUAUCAUCCCGACUCCAGGCUGGCGACACGGUCAUCAUUACGAGCAGUUGCCGCCCGUCCUCCGUCUUCGCGCAGACUACCAGCUCCCCAGCUCCUCGCGCUGGUUUUCAGGCUGCAGCCACGGACAGCACCAGGACAGAUACAUGUGCGGGAGUGUACACAAACAUGAGUUAUGAGCCGCACUCACUCGGCUCACGGCCACGACUCGAUUCGCCAGAUUCUCUAAACUUCCAUUCAACGACGGAAAAGCACAAGCAGCAGGAGCAGAGGUGA
Messenger RNA from Knipowitschia caucasica, 327 nucleotides. The record is from the annotation of a GenBank genome assembly. Lineage: Eukaryota; Metazoa; Chordata; Actinopteri; Gobiiformes; Gobiidae.